Messenger RNA from Passer domesticus (house sparrow), 1774 nucleotides. It is a transcript of the gene BTG4, whose product is annotated as BTG anti-proliferation factor 4. Lineage: Eukaryota; Metazoa; Chordata; Aves; Passeriformes; Passeridae. The record is from RefSeq and is a predicted model, not a curated record. The coding region runs from base 173 to 859 and encodes 228 amino acids. Gene Ontology annotation, biological process: negative regulation of mitotic cell cycle; negative regulation of cell population proliferation. Gene Ontology annotation, cellular component: nucleus; cytoplasm. The transcript is spliced from 7 exons.
UGCCAGGGAAGAGGGAGGGAGUUUUGGGUGCUGGGGUGGCUCCUGUGCCGAUGCUCCAGGGCCCUGGGGGGUUUUAGCUGAUUUCUUGGUGCCUCUCUAAGCUGUUUGUGAAGUUUAUCUCAAGUUUUUACUGUCUCUGCUGCGAAAAGCACCUCCUGCGCUCCAAUUGAAGAUGAAAGAUGAAAUUGCUGCCACGGUUUUCUUCAUCACAAAGCUGGUGAAGAGGGAGGACAGGCUGAGCAAGCACAAAAUGGAGAAGUUUGCAGCCAAGCUGACCACGCUGCUGUUUGAAAAGUACAAAAACCACUGGUACCUGGACAACCCCUCCCGAGGCCAGGCCUUCAGGUGCAUCAGGAUCAACAAGCACCAGGCUCGGGAUCCCCUGCUGGAGCGGGCGUGUGUGGAGAGCGACGUGGACUUCAACCUGCUGGGGCUGCCCAAGGAGAUGACGCUGUGGGUGGAUCCCUUCCAGGUGUGCUGCAGGUACGGCGAGAGGAGCCGGCCCUUCACCGUGGCACACUUCGAUGGCGAGGAGAACCCCGAGCUGCCCCAGCAGAUCAGCCUGGCCGUGGGCAGGGCAGCCCUGGAUUAUCACUCCAGCACCUCCUCGGAUGAGGAGAGCUUCAGCAAGGAGCCCAGAGCCAUCCCCACCGUCAGCAACCCCAACAGCAUCUACCAGUUUGGUGACUUCUGCAAGGCUCCCCCCCAGCCCUGGUGGCAGUACCUGCACAGGAAGCCCCCCGUGGCCGAGGGCUCCCACUUUGGCCAGCACAGGGGCUACAGGACCUACAGACCCACGGCCACCUUCGCCGGCCCACGCGUGGACAGGUACCACUGGAUCAACACCAAGAGGAAUUGAGUGCUUCUAUAUUCUGCUGCUGUUCCUGGAAACCCUGACUCUGGGAUUUUGCAGCAAUAUUUCUCCUCAGCACUUGGAUGUGGCCAAAAAUGUCAUUUCCUGCAGCCAAAAUCUUGUCACUUCCAUCCCUGCACUGCUCUCCCUCCUGAUUUAAUGAGCCUUUGGGAUGGAGAGGAGAAACUCUGGAAUUAAGGCCGAAAUAGAGAUUUCCCCUGGGCUGGAGCCAACCGCGGAGUUCUGAGCAUCACAACUUUCUGCCCUGGGCUAUCUCCUCCUCCAAAGCAUUGAUUCGCUUCGCCAAACUCUCCUUCUCCAAGCUGGUUAUUUCCAGCAGCUGGAGCACGGCCUGGAGCAGUGGGAUCAGUUUUUGGGGGAUGGACUCCCCUGGAUCACUUGGGAUUUCACGGCUGCCAUAAAUCCUGGGGCUCCCAGGGAAAGGCACCUGGAACAGCACACAGGCUCUGCUGAGCAUCAAAAAUGGGAUUUUAUAAACUCAAACCUCCCGCCAUCCCCGGCCUUUUCUUGUAAAACUUAAAUUUUGGAUGAAUAACAGAUUGUCCCAAAGCCAAGAAAUGCUGCAGCAAUUUAAAAACCUUUUUUUAGUGGUUAUUGUCCCAAACUCUCAGAGCUUGUCACACCCUCCAAGUUAACAGAAAUGUUGCAAAUAUAAUCUGAAUAUUAACUUAUAUUUAAUGUCUUUCUUUGUUAUUUUGCUCUGAUCCUCUGCACUUUUUGGGUGUCACCUCUUGUUUACGGACAAAUUGUUUUGCAGCCUGUAAAAUAUUAAAUAUCUGCUGCACUAAAAGUGACAUUUUACGUGGCUGUGCCUAAAAUUUCUAGAAGAGAAUUCUGUUUCUUAUUCUGUGUGUAAAUUCAAUUCACCAUCCCAUGAAUAAAAGUGAUUUGUUAUUCCAU